Stereum hirsutum FP-91666 SS1 is the source of this 954-nucleotide messenger RNA. RefSeq lists its product as uncharacterized. Gene Ontology annotation, molecular function: protein binding. NCBI's taxonomy places the organism in Eukaryota, Fungi, Basidiomycota, Agaricomycetes, Russulales, Stereaceae. Bases 1 to 954 code for a protein of 317 amino acids. The transcript has 2 exons. The record is from RefSeq and is a predicted model, not a curated record.
AUGAACGACGACCAGACUUCUUCGCCGACUGAGUUGUGUCGACUGACACGCGAUACGGACGUCUGGCUAGAGGACGGCAGUGUCGUCCUAGCCUGCCAGUCAAUCGUAUUCCGCGUCCAUAAGAGCAUUCUAGCAGCACACUGCGGAGUCUUCCAGGAUAUGUUCGCAGUUUACGCGCCGCCAGAGCACGAGGAGAACUAUGAGGGUUGCCCAUUGAUCGUCAUGCACGACAAGCCGCUUGAUAUGCGUCGGUUUCUCAAAGCAGUCAUAUACCGAAACUACGCACGAGAUGUCGCGAAGCUCAGCCUGAGUGAGCUCAGUAGUAUUCUCCGGUUAUCUACCAAAUACUCCUGCCCGUCGCUCAGAGAGGAGAUCAUAUCACAUCUCAAGAUUUUAUUCCCGUUGACCCUGGAAACCUACCAGUCCCAACGUCGAAGGAAACUUCUCCCGCUUGACUUCAAUGGCAUCACUGGCGUUAACCUGGGACGCCAGUGUGACAUUCCCUUCAUCGUCCCUGCGGCAUAUUACGUUUGUUCGGGGGCUCGCGCUAAAAAUUUCCUACACGACGGUAUCAUAUACACUCCCCCCGAUACCGGGGAGCCUGAGCUUGUUGAAUUCUUGGACAAGCAUUACUUUGGAGAUUUCUUAAGGUUUCAGGUUGCUAUGGAAAGCCUUGUACAUCCUCUUGUACACGGCAAGAUUAUAUCGGGCUUUCACUUCUGCUCGACAUGUAAUGCCAACAGAGCUGGAUUUCACCACGUUAUACAUGCAUUGGGCUCCUUCACCAGCAUUGACUUUGAUUUUCUAUCUAUCGUCCCCACUCCUUAUUCGCCAUCAGAUACCAGCCUCUGCCCUACUUGCUGGGAUACUACUAAACUAGUAUAUGGAGACCUUCAGGAUACGAUAUGGUCAACUCUUCCCGGCUGUUGUGGACAGUCAGGUUGGGAGGGGUAG